This is a messenger RNA of Uloborus diversus, 6171 nucleotides long. Its product is annotated as neurexin-1-like. Bases 1 to 4332 code for a protein of 1443 amino acids. Lineage: Eukaryota; Metazoa; Arthropoda; Arachnida; Araneae; Uloboridae. The transcript is spliced from 20 exons. The record is from RefSeq and is a predicted model, not a curated record. Gene Ontology annotation, molecular function: calcium ion binding.
AUGGUGGAUGGGAUUUUGAGGCUGAGAUUCAACCUUGGUGGUGGCGCCAUGUUAACUAAUGCAGGACGGAAUCUCCAUGACGACAGAUGGCAUCGAGUGGAAUUGAUUCGAAAUGUAGAAGACACUAUUUUAAAGGUAGACGAAGAUACUCAGUCCAAAGUCACCAAAGGAACAGAUUACCAGUUUGGUAACUAUACGUCUAACAGCUUUGUGUACAUUGGAGGCAUACCUAGCUGGUACAGUGCGAAACUGACCCAGAUGUCCCUACCAUCUGUAUUCUUUGAACCUCAUUUUAAAGGUUCUAUUCGUGCAGUUGUGUAUGCCAGUGAGGAAGGACCCCCUCGUCAUCAGGACAUGAUCGAAUUCAAAGGUAUUCGUUCCAACGAACUGGACGCUUGCAAGCACCACGAUCCUUGCCAGCAUGGAGGUGAGUGCAUCAGCACCGACAGUGGAGCCAUCUGUGACUGCGGAACGGGAGACUAUGAUGGCAACUUUUGUGAAAGAGAACGUACGCCGGCAGAGGCCACUUUCCGAGGUACAGAGUAUCUGUCAUAUGACCUCCUCUCGCUGCACUCCGAGCCCAUCCUCGCAUCCAGUGACCAGCUCUCUCUUCACUUCAAAUCUCGGCAACCGAGCGGCGUGCUUCUGUACAAUGGCCGCGGAGAAGACUACCUCUUACUGGCCCUGAAGGAAGGGACUAUUGUCUUGGCAAUUCACUUAGGCUCGAGUUCAGUGGAGAAGCAGCUGCGACCUGCCAAAGUCAGAUUUGAUGACAACCAAUGGCAUAGAGUACUGGUGCAUCGAAAAGUUAGAGAAAUCACACGGGCAACCAGUUUCUGUCACUUCUCAAUCACUGUGGAUGGCGUUUACACGGAACGAGGCUCUACAGCAGGCACAUUCAAUCUUUUGUCCAGCAGCGUUCUCUUUGUAGGUGGUCUUGACCACUCUGGUGGAUAUCAGGGUGCUCGACAGCAUUCUAACUUCGUUGGCUGUAUUAAGAAGGUGGAAUUCAUGGCAGACAGUUUAAAGCUUGAAGUUAUUGAGCUUGGAAGAACUGGCAACAAGUUGAUUCAGCAACAGGGGAGUGUCCAGUACUUGUGUCAAGAAGUAGAGGCUGCAGAUCCAAUCACAUUCACUAACAAGGAAUCGUUCUUGGCUCUGCCGAGCUGGGAUGCGGCCCGCAGCGGAAGCAUCGCGUUCAAGCUGCGGACGAAUGAAGCGAACGGCGUGCUGAUGUACAACACGGGUACCACUGCACAGGGAGACUUCUUCGCUUUUGAACUCCUCGACGGGCACGUCUUCCUUCUUCUCAACUUGGGAUCUGGAGCUGUAAAAGUAAAAGCAACAACACGACGAGUAGAUGACGGCCAAUGGCAUAUUGUUUCCCUGAAAAGAAACGGAAAAUCUGGAAGAGUGACUGUGGAUGAAUCAGCUGUGGACUUCAUUACCCCUGGAAACUCCAACCAGUUGGAUUUGGAAGGCCCUCUUUACGUAGGAGGUGUUGGUACUAGUGCACAAGGAGUUCUCAUUCCUAGUGAGCUGUGGUCGGGAAGUCUACGCUAUGGAUACGUCGGCUGCAUGCGUGACUUGGUUAUCAAUGGGAGAGCAGUCGACAUUGCAGGAGUCAGCCAAAAGCAGGAUUCGGGCAGCAUACGGCCCGCUUGCCAUACAUCGACACCUCAAUGCGACAAUCAACCUUGCUUGAAUGGUGGACUGUGUCUGGAAGGAUGGAAUCACUACACUUGUGACUGUUCGCAUACCAGUUAUUCUGGAACUGUAUGCGCGAAAGAUGCAACAACAUUGAGCUUCGACGGCACGCAGUCCAUGAGAAUUGCUUUGUCAGAACUUCCGACGCAAGCCGAAGACAUACGAUUGCGCUUUCGUACUACAAGACCGAGUGGGCUACUCUUUGCAACAGCCUCUGACCGCUCUGCCAAUACUCAUUUAUCCGCUGCUCUAGAAGCUGGAAGACUCAAAUUGGUGCUCAAUCUAGGUGACGGAAACAAAGUAUUUUUUGUGGGUCAAGGACUAAAUGAUGACCAAUGGCACACUCUUCGGGUCACUCGAAGAGGACAAAGUAUGGACGUCAAGGUGGACUCUGAAGCUACCACUCGAGAGCUUAGUGGAUUGAAUGUCAAUCUUGAUAUCCAGACUUUGAAUAUCGGGGCGAUAGGAUCUGAGCGAACAUCUUCAACAAUCACGUCAACAUCUUCCAGCAAAGAGGUUCCCAAUUUCGUGGGCCACAUGCAGCACUUCAUCUUCAAUGGCCAACACUUCUUUGACAUGGCACGCAGUGGACAGAUGACUAACUUCAAGGUAACAGCAAAGUUCGGCAAGAAAGACGAAAUAGUUCAUCACCCCGUCACAUUCAAGUCGAAGUUCACCUUCAUUGGUCUUUCCCAGUUAAAAGCCUAUUCUUCGAUGAAUCUCUACUUCCAGUUCAAGACCUUGGAGCCUAAUGGACUGAUCCUGUACAAUGGAGGCAAAGGCCAAGAUUUCAUCGCUAUAGAGUUAGUGGAUGGACACUUACACUACAUCUUCAAUUUAGGAGACGGACCUCGAAAGGUCAGAUCAAACACCAGGACAACGUUGAAUGACAAUCACUGGCAUGCAGUUACAAUCGGUCGUCCUUCGGUAAAACAGCACACUCUGAUGGUGGACGACAUGAUAGCCACGGUUGCCAGCACGGGCUCCAACGUGCAUUUGGACUUGGACGGACUGCUGUAUUUGGGAGGUGUUCCACGGUCCACAUACGCAGGACAGCUUCCGAAACUGGUGCAGUCUCGACAUGGAUUCGAGGGUUGCUUGGCCUCUCUCGACCUCAACGGAGAGACUGUCGAUCCUAUAACGGAUGCUGUUGUGCCUAGUACCCUGGUCUCAACUGGAUGCGCUGGUCCUGUCACUAAAUGCAGCACUUCAGCCUGUGCCAACCGUGGGAUUUGUGUUCAAAUGUGGAACAGCUACACUUGCGACUGUGAUAUGACAUCCUUUACCGGACCAACUUGCUCUGAUGAAAGUGUCUCCUACAAAUUCGGACAACGGGGAGGCCUCAUCACUUUUUCGUUCUCCUCCGACAAACGGCCGGACACAAAGAGCGACUUGUUGGCCCUGGGUUUCAUCAGCUCUACCGACAACGCUGUCCUGGUGCGAAUAGACAGCGGCAGCAGCAACGAUUACAUGGAACUGGAAAUAGUGGACGGUAAUGUUUUUAUGGUGUACAAUAUGGGCACAGAAGAUCAUCCAAUUGGCGAGCUGAGCGUCAAUGUAAACGACAAUCAGUAUCACGUGGUACGCUUCACGAGAUCUGGUCCCAAUUCCACUAUUCAAAUUGAUGAUCACAACGUGCGAACGAAACAACCAACAGGUCGCCAACAUACGAUCUUCAACAGCCACUCGAAGAUUCAGGUGGGUGGCAAAUUCAACUCGGUCAAGAACAGAAUCGAACGGCCGUUCCAUGGGGUGAUCUCGGGACUUGUGUUCGGCAGCAACAGGAUAUUGGACAUGGCUGCAGAAAACGAUCCCAGGGUUGAAGUGCAAGAGGAUGUGGAAUUGCUCAUCGCCAUUCCUCCCGGAGGCCCAACAACGGAAUCAAGUGAGGAAGAGAAUUCAUCAACUACUGACCCUACGGAACCCACUGAAGAAGUGAUAUUUUCCGGUGCUGGAUCUGGCUGUUGGGACGAUGAAGACGACUGCGAAAGUGCUAACAAUGAGAGACAUGAAGAGCUCAUCACGCCUGAAUUUGUGUCUCCGACCCCAGAGGACUUCAGUGAACCCCGCCGUGAGGACACCUGUGAAGAUGACGACGACGACUGCAUCGACAUCGGCUCUGGAAUCUCAGAAGGAGAGGUCGCCCGGCCGGAGGACAUCUUGCUCACCGUUCCCGCCCAUUCCGGCCGCGUGCCCCCCGCCUCCUCCCCCGUCCCACCCGUCCUGGUGGUUUCUCCGCCUCUCCCCAAGACGACCCGCGUGCCCGCCGUUGUCUACGAGGUCCCCAUACCAGGGCUGGGCACCAACAGCGGGAAAGACUACCAGCGUCCGACCCAGCGCAGUCGCAGUUCUGCAGACAAUACGGCCCUGGUGAUUGGUGUGAUCGCCGGGGUCCUGAUAGCGAUCGUGCUCAUUGCGCUCAUAGUGUACAAGUUGAGAAAUAGGACCGAAGGCUCGUACAAAGUAGACGAGAGCAAGAAUUAUCAGUUCGGGGCGAUAGCGGCAAGCCCAGCGUUUUUAAACGGCCCAAUGCCUCCCCAUAUGAAUGGAUUGGGGAAAGGGCACCCCGAGAAAACUCCGAAAAAAAAGAAAGGUGGCAAAGAUUUGAAGGAAUGGUAUGUGUAACCAACAACAUUGGCGAGGCAUUACUUCCGAUGGAAAUCCAUCGCCUCCCCCUUCAUCCCCUAAUAAAAAAUUUCUACAAAACUUAUUACGUCUUGACUUCUCAAAAAGCCAUGUUGUCCAAUUGUGUUGCAAAAACAGAACCAUUUUCUUAUUUUAUGCAUUAAGUGAAUCUGCACGAUGUGUCAGAGAGGGAAGGUUGUUUGAAAUCCUAAAACCUCCUAAUUCCGUCUUCGUGUAUUGACCUGCUCAAAGUCAAGACCUAUUCGCAAAUCAUCAGGUAAUUUGUUGGCGACAGACCUGUUCGCUCACAACUCAAAUGGACUCUUUCUGGAUUUUUUUAUACGUAACAAUGCAUCCCACCGCGUAUAUUACAGAUCCUUUCGACAGAGAGAUUGGUCAUUGGCAACUAUCUUGUGCCUAAAUUUGAUCAUUCGCCAUGCACUCAUAUUCAACUCCUUCAAAGCUUUGAGGGCAUUUUAUCCACAGAAUAUACAUUGCUACCUACAGAGCACUACAGUAUGAAGGACAUGACACGACGGGUAUACGGUACACCAUAUUAACUCUGUGUGAGCUGUGCGUUAGUGUCUAAUCUCUCUCUCUGUUUAAAAGAUCCCUAAUAUACAUGUAACCGUGAAAGUCCAAAAUCUGGUAAAUAUUGACAUAACGCGGUGAAUAUCCACAUGCACAUGCUAAAGACAUCGGUGAACCACCGAAUGUUUCCGGUGAAUAAUUGGUGAUAGUCAACAUUCUCCCAUUUUGGCCUUUCAAGCUUUCACGGUAACGUAAACAAUCCCCCAGUGACAUCUUAGGAAAUAUAAAAGAUUCUUCAAUCGAUAUUAUUCAAUGAAAAGAAGGUAAAACGUUUUUCUCCGAAUUGAUGGUGGUGAUAUAUCGUAGAUAUUAGUUUUGACAAAGUUUGGCGAUCACUUAUUUGAUGUUAUUUUAAUGAUUGAGCAAUGGCUUGUAAACCUAACCAAUAUCUGAUUCAUCUAUAAUGAUCAGUGUUGUAAACUUUCAAGACUUUUUUGGAUGAAAGAAUGAUUGGAAAGCAGAAAAUUAAAGUGAUCAGAAACGGAAAGUAUUUUGUCAUCGAACAUGUUUACAAUCAGUAGCUUUGAUAGGUUUACAAGAGAAGGGUGUAAAGAAUCAAAUUUUUGUUAUUGUGAUAUGGAUCAAGACGUGUUACCUUGGUCAAACUCACUAACUUUUGUUUGGAGAGAAAGGGAAGAAACUCUUAUAUUGCAAAAGGCAAUAACUAUUACAGUACGCCAAUUGCAACACAAACCGGCUUUCCUCAACCCUAUUUUAACAAAUGGCCAAACAAUAACGAGAAAGAUAUUUACAAAAAAAAUUUUUAAAUAAAAACUUUUUUUUUUUUUGAAUUUCUCCUUCAUAAGGAAGUUUGUCUUGAUUCGUAUGGAAGCCAUAAUGAUUACACUGCGACGAAACAAGUACAUCAAACUUGACUCGGUCUAAUUUCAAAAAUUCUGUGUACCUCUGCUUAAAUGAGCUGUUAUGUACAGCAUUGUACAAAUCAUACAUUCCCGAGAAACAUGAUUCCAAAUUAAAGUGCAUCAAUAAAUAUAGAAUGCGCCAUAUGACCAUAUGAAAGUGGCUUUUAUCAGACGUCAUUGAUAAAUAUCGGUCAGGAAAAGAGAACUAUGGAUAACUUUUAGUUAUUUCAUGUAUAUUUGUAAAGACGUUAAAAAAGAAACAUACGUGAAAAAAAACUUGAGCAUCUGAAGUACAUGAGAGUCAAUGUUCUAGACAAAUGUGUGUCAUUGAGCAAGUUCUGUUAACUGCCAUUUCAAUGACAGUCUGUUGCCAGAAAGUGUUUCA